AGCUUUCACGGUGAAGGAAAAAUCCGACAGCGGACUGAAGCUUCGUACGGCGGAGGACAAGUUUAUCAACAAAAUCCGUCUUCAUCCUUUUUGUUUUCGCGAGUUAUGACUCCGGAAUUACGAGGGACAUAAACUGCGCAUUUCACACUAUCGGAUGAUAUAGAUAUUAUCGACCUUCGUUUCUCAGAAAGAUAGAAAAGGGAUGGUGAAAAUUGUAUUGUUGCAGAAGAACUGGGAUUCUGGGGGACGGGGGAGUGUGAAUUUGUGAGCGUUGUGAUUAAAACUGUUUAUGAAGGUGGGAUAUUUGUCGAAGUAACACGCAAAAGGGUCAGAAUCUAAACAUUUUUGUGGGAAAAGCAACGCAAAUUGUUAAGGUAGAAACGACGCAACAGACGUAAGGUUAGGUGACAAUAAGCGAAAUGGAGUUGAGAGUGGGGAACAGAUACAGACUGGGCAGAAAAAUCGGAAGUGGAUCUUUCGGAGACAUAUAUUUAGGCACGGAUAUUUCAGUUGGUGAGGAGGUUGCCAUUAAGUUGGAAUGUGUGAAGACCAAACACCCCCAGCUCCACAUCGAGAGCAAGAUCUACAAGAUGAUGCAAGGAGGAGUUGGCAUCCCAACAAUAAAGUGGUGUGGGGCAGAAGGUGACUACAAUGUGAUGGUGAUGGAGCUGCUGGGACCCAGCCUGGAGGAUCUCUUCAACUUUUGCUCCCGCAAAUUCAGCCUCAAGACAGUCCUGCUGCUCGCAGAUCAGAUGAUCAGUCGCAUUGAGUACAUUCACUCCAAGAACUUCAUCCACAGAGAUGUGAAGCCUGAUAACUUCCUGAUGGGACUGGGCAAAAAGGGCAACCUCGUCUACAUCAUCGACUUUGGAUUGGCCAAAAAAUAUCGUGACGCUCGCACGCACCAGCACAUCCCCUACCGCGAGAACAAGAACUUGACCGGCACAGCACGCUACGCCUCCAUCAACACACAUCUGGGGAUUGAGCAGUCCAGGCGUGAUGAUUUGGAGUCUCUGGGCUAUGUUCUCAUGUAUUUCAAUCUGGGCUCACUGCCGUGGCAAGGCCUCAAGGCUGCCACCAAGAGGCAAAAGUAUGAGCGCAUCAGUGAGAAGAAAAUGUCCACCCCAAUUGAGGUGCUUUGCAAGGGAUACCCCUCGGAGUUUGCCACCUACCUGAACUUCUGCCGCUCCCUCCGGUUUGAUGACAAGCCUGACUACUCGUACCUGCGACAGCUGUUCAGAAACUUAUUCCACAGACAGGGAUUCUCCUAUGACUACGUGUUUGACUGGAACAUGCUUAAGUUUGGUGCCAACCGUGCAGCAGAGGAAGCAGAGCGAGAGCGCAGAGACCGGGAGGACAGGUUGAGACACGGCAGGAACCCAGGGGCCAGAGGAAUACCUGCUGCAUCAGGACGACCACGAGGAGCACAGGAAGGAGCCCCGCCCACUCCUCUAACACCCACCUCACACACAGCCAACACGUCUCCACGACAAGUGUCCGGUAUGGAGCGCGAACGAAAGGUCAGCAUGCGACUGCACCGCGGAGCUCCUGUCAACGUCUCCUCCUCAGACCUAACAGGACGGCAGGACACUUCCCGCAUGUCCACCUCACAGAAUAGCAUUCCCUACGAGCAUCACGCCAAGUAGACGCUCGUCACGUCCUUGUGUGACGGUGGCAACAUCGGAUGGUGUCCGCUGUACCGUCUGCUGGUCUCCAUCUUCUAGCUCCUCGAUGAGCCCCCACAAUGCAACGUGGAGGACAAAGGCCUGAAGCAACCUGGCAUAUGAUACUACCACUAUGAAUAACUACAUCUCCGAUCUGGAGCCAGCUUCAGAGUGGGCAUACACUGCUCUCUGACUUCCUCCCCUCUGUUCUAUCUCUCCUUUACUCCUCCUUUUUCUGUGUUUCUGUCUGAACGGAUGUCGGACCUCGGAGCGGUUCUCUGUCCACUUUUCAGGACAUACUAGCACAACCCUCAACACGCUUUUUCCAGGAUAAACGCGGCGGCCUGAUAGUCUUUUGUAGGACACUAACAGACUGAUGAAACAACACAGACUCCCUGUCCUCUGGAAACUUUAUGAUCCAACAUUUCCAUCGUCGCUGUCAGCAACAGAACCCUUUUUUUUCCCAGUAAGGUGUAACCAGCAGCUUUUCAUUGUGUGUAUAUGUAUGGGUAGUUUUAGGGGGCGCGAUGCUUUUCAUUGGUAUCAUUUUCGCCUCCUACAAGUACCAGCAACGUUUUCUGUUUCUGUUUUUCCCAACACCGAUGGCUCUGGUCAGUAUCUCUAUAGCCAUUUGUAUUAAUGAAAAAGAAAGUACUCUAUGCAUGUUUAAGAGCCUUUAAAUUCAGGCGUGGAGGCUCGAGCCCAUCAACGUACCAAACAUGCUUUGGUAUCUCGGUGCAGGAGGUUGUGUAUUUACUCAUCAGUUGACAAGAUGUUCUGUCUGUUGGGCUCCAGAUGAGCUCUGGUGUUCUGUCUAAUGAGCCCCGCUCCCUUUUUUAGUGUUCGCUACAAAAGAAGUGCACUUCAUGAGGGGGCGAGGGCGUCAUCUGACCACAUGUCCAUUCAAUGUGUACAGAUAAACAUUCAAACUUUUCUUACUUGUAUUAUUUGGAAGCUGUGAAAUAACUUGUAAUAUUGAUGUGAAAAUGUUUUCUCAUAAGUUCUGUUUCUUUGUCCUGUAUGGAUGAGUUCGGAGCUCCUGCAGGUCUGUCUUUGUGUUCUCCCAUCAGUGUGCCCCUCCUCAGAGCUGUAGAGAUGUCACAGGAAGCAGAGAUGUUGAACUGAAUGUGAAAGAAAUUUUGUACAACAUGCUGUCUUGUCACAGCUCCUGCUUUACGUAUGGAAGGAUCCGUGAUCCUGUACCAACACAAAACUUUUUUUUUUUUUUAAAGAAAGUUGACUCUUGUCCCUCCUCGGGCUUUUCCAGCAGUGUCGUCUUUUUUUUUUUUUUUUAUAUAUAUAUAUAUCUGACUCAACCUGUCUGACACUAAUACUAACCCUGUACUCCUGUCAGAAUGUAACGGCCCUGUUGUAAUUCAUUUUUCACUGCUGCUCGUACUCUUCAUAGUUUUGAUUUUGACCCUGGACCUCUUUGGUCAGGCACUCUACACCUAUUGAAUUAUGUAAGCAACCAGAUCAGCAAGAUUUACUUUCUCACAUUUAUAUUUGCCACUGUAUUUGUGUACUUAAACUGUAAAUAAAUGAAUUACUUGUACCUUU
This is a messenger RNA of Labrus mixtus (cuckoo wrasse), 3224 nucleotides long. RefSeq names its product casein kinase 1, delta b (gene csnk1db). The record is from RefSeq and is a predicted model, not a curated record. Lineage: Eukaryota; Metazoa; Chordata; Actinopteri; Labriformes; Labridae. The transcript is spliced from 10 exons. Gene Ontology annotation, cellular component: cytoplasm; nucleus. Bases 420 to 1646 code for a protein of 408 amino acids. Gene Ontology annotation, molecular function: protein serine/threonine kinase activity; ATP binding. Gene Ontology annotation, biological process: signal transduction; endocytosis; peptidyl-serine phosphorylation.